Molecule: messenger RNA, 1686 nt
Organism: Desarmillaria tabescens
Lineage: Eukaryota; Fungi; Basidiomycota; Agaricomycetes; Agaricales; Physalacriaceae
Exons: 5
Coding region: 113-1399 (428 amino acids)
Source: RefSeq, a predicted model, not a curated record
GGCUCCACACAUCUCACUACGACGUUAAUGCGUUGUGGGUACAGUCAUCGAUGAAUCGGCGGCUACCCAAUCAGAUUCGUCCAGUGCGAGUGAAAGUACUCUUGUUGAAGCGAUGGACGUCGACAAGGAAGAGGAGGCACCUCAACUAAAUCCAGCACCUCAUCCCAAGCCACUCUCUCUAGAUCAUUUCUUAUCACCACUCCUCGAAUCGAAGUUUGAAUCCGCCUGGCCCCUCCUCGAACGCACCUUAGAUCACCACCCAAGCGAACUCUUGCAGAGAAUUGUUGCCUCGGACGCGAUAUUCUCUCGGCGAUAUAAAGGCUUCCGCGGGAUUUUCAAAAGAUGGAAGGCAGACCAUGCGAUAGAUCAGUUCCUACUCCCAGAGGGAGGUAUAACAAAAGUUAUAGGCAAAGCCGAAGCCGAAAGAAUAGAGAAAAGCAUACCUGGGGUCCGUGUGGGGAAGACCGGUCGCGUCAUUGUGUCGAAUGCAAACUUGGCCAAGUGGAUUAAUGAGAUGGGCAAAUUGUUAUGCGAGACUGUGAAAGUGCUCAAAGACGAGAACCAAUCCGGCGAGACGCAGACCAGCAUGGGGAUGUCAUGCAUAUCCACGAUAUCUAUUAUCAGAGAGGUAUUUUCCGCGGAUGAAUUUCUACCUGUUUUCGUCGCGUCGUCAUUGGCUCCCCCCUUAGCGUCCUGUUACACCCACGCACAACGCAUUGAUCCUAAUGACACCGCCGCGCACCAGUCAUACCCCAUCCCCAUGUGCUUACAUACCCUCGUUAUCAACUAUCUGAACCACAUCUGCGGCUACCGAGCGUCUGCCUCCGUGCUCUACGUGAUUCACCAGUGGUAUGCUAGCCGGCUUCCUGCCCAGGUGAAACCCAAGUUGGAAGUAUACUACCUCACGACGGACGACUCGAUUUUGGAGAUGCACGAUGUGUCUCUGGACCUCGUACUACGGUCGUUCAUUGCCGUGGAUACCAAAGAAGGAUGGUACAAGCGCCGGAGAGGAUGGUUGAAGGCCCAAAACGUCACUGGGUCCAUACACCCUGAGGCUGCGCUCAUGUGCCUCCAACUCGCGACUACGACUCAGAGACAGGUGGAUCGAUUACAGGCGCGACACCAUUUCGACGACGAUGCUGCUCAGCUGCUUUCGCAGCUCGAUAACUGCAUCGGGUUGAGCCGCAAGAUGUGCUGGUGCUGUAAUCAACUAUGGAGUUUGAAGGCCCAGAAGAAGACGAAAGAAAGUACCGACCCACACUAUUGUCAUGGUCAUGUUCUUCCGUGGAUUCCCCCGGCGUAUGGUGUCAGCCUGAAGGUGCUGAAACGGAUGCGGUCGGAUUUGGUCGAAAUGUUGAAGCAGACUGUCAUUUCCUUGAUGGUGGAAGACUUGAUAUAAGCUUUCCAGGGGGCAUCCAUCUACGAUACUAGUGUUGAGGAAAGAAAGAAGUUUGGACGAUCGCGAUACGAUAUACCUAGUGCUACACCCUAGAUUUGAUAGACUUAUUAACAGAGCCAUCAGGACAGCGACUGUCUGUGCUUGAGCAUGGCACGUCUGGAGAAAUGCAAUCGACGGCGCUUCCACAGAAAAUUCUCUCGUCGUCGUCUAGCUGACUAUAGCAGCCAGCAUUCUAAUCGAUUUGUUCUGCAGUCUGAAUACAACUCUCGACUGGCGAAUUUUCGUUG